GUCCUGGGGUCAAGCAGGAGAGGUCUGAAGGAGAGGAGGACCUACAGCACAGCAGAGACAUCCAGACUGGAGGGACUGGAGCGCUCCCUGUAGCCACAGAGGACUCCGCCCCAGCGCAGCCCAGGACCAGACGCAGCGUCACAGAAGUCAGUGGAACGCUGAGCAGCGUCCUCAAGUCAGAGACAGACACAGAGACUUUAACUGUAACACAAAGGCUUUUACACACAGGAUCAGACCCAGAGAGACUGGGGCUGGGGCCACUGGGCUGUCCUGCUCGCGGCUCAGAGUAUUUACUUUACGGUAACCCAAGCCCGAGGACAAUUCAAUCCCAUCGAGACGCAGGUGACGUGUUAGAGACUGGCAAUGAUCCAUCUUGUUCUUACACUACAGAGAUGGACCGUGACAACAUGCCCUUGGGUUUAGAGACACAGACUGAUCUGUCUAGAGGGGACUGGAACCGGUACAGUAGUAGUGUAUACUCUGAAGGGUGCCUAAAUAAGAAAGGUGAGGGUUUAGUGUUAGAUGAGGUGACUGUGAAAGUGGAGGGCGACAUUCCUCCCACAUGGAAUGCAGAUAUUCACUUAGGAGACGGACACUCACAGGGCAGAGAUUUCUUAGAUUACAGGGGAAGCUUAAAGACUAAUCCAAAUGUUGCGACCCACUCCCCUUUAAACGAGCUCCAGGAUCAUAACCCAGUGUCCACGUCGAUGGGACCUUCAGAUUCACAUGGCUGCAUCCUUUUCGAUCAGGUAUUGAACUCAAACAACAGGGCUAGAGCCCAGGCUCAGAGAGGAAGAGCUACAUCAGGCAAUAGUAAAGAGAAACGGUUCCUCUGCAUGUUCUGUAAGAAAGGCUUCAGCUGCACCCAGAAGGUGGAGAUCCACCAGAGGGUCCACACAGGGGAGAAACCCUUCAGCUGUACCCAGUGUCAUAUGUGCUUCGCCCAGGCUUGUGACCUGAAGAGGCACCAGAGGGUCCACACAGGGGAGAAACCCUUCGGCUGUACCCAGUGUCACAUGCGCUUUGCUGAGGCUGGCAACCUGAAGCGGCACCAGAGGGUCCACACAGGGGUGAAACCCUUCAGCUGUACCGAGUGUCGUAUGCGCUUCGCCCAGGCUGGUGACCUGAAAAGGCACCAAAGGGUCCACACGGGAGAGAGGCCAUUCGCCUGUAAUCACUGCGGGAAGAGGUUCUCUGAGAGGAGAUACCUAAGGAUACACCAGCAGAAACACCAUUCCACUCUAUAACAUAAAAGUAACCACUCGAUGGCUCGCUAAGUAAACAAUAGCUGGAACGAUCUAGCUAGCUGUAAAGUUUACAUGUAUCCCCACUAGCUGGCUACUAGACGACCAAUAUAAAGCUUUUUUUUCUCUUCUUAUUUCUCCUUUUUAAAAAGGUAUCCAAUUGUUAGUAGUUACUGUCUUGUCUCAUCGCUACAACUCCCGUACUGGCUCGGGAGAGACGAAG
Molecule: messenger RNA, 1467 nt
Organism: Salvelinus namaycush (lake trout)
Lineage: Eukaryota; Metazoa; Chordata; Actinopteri; Salmoniformes; Salmonidae
Product: zinc finger protein 239-like
Exons: 1
Coding region: 393-1247 (284 amino acids)
Biological process (GO): regulation of transcription by RNA polymerase II; central nervous system development
Cellular component (GO): nucleus
Molecular function (GO): RNA polymerase II cis-regulatory region sequence-specific DNA binding; DNA-binding transcription factor activity, RNA polymerase II-specific
Source: RefSeq, a predicted model, not a curated record